Diorhabda sublineata is the source of this 7576-nucleotide messenger RNA. RefSeq names its product tyrosine-protein phosphatase 10D (gene Ptp10D). Lineage: Eukaryota; Metazoa; Arthropoda; Insecta; Coleoptera; Chrysomelidae. The record is from RefSeq and is a predicted model, not a curated record. Bases 257 to 4867 code for a protein of 1536 amino acids. Gene Ontology annotation, molecular function: protein tyrosine phosphatase activity; protein binding. Gene Ontology annotation, biological process: protein dephosphorylation. The transcript has 18 exons.
AUAGAAUGGUAGGGGAAACGGGAAAUCAAAUACACUCUCCAAUAUUGUGUGUUGUGUGUAAAUUAAUAUAAAUAGUUGUUGACGCGAAAAGGCAGACAAUAUUUCCAUAACAUGUUGAUAUAAAUUUUCUUAAAGUAGUACCAAUAGGUGCCGUUAAUAUGUGUAGUUCAAAGGGUUAAAUUGAAAAACAGUUAUGUAGUUUGUGUGUAGUUUUUUCUAAAUUUGUGUUGUUUAUUACCUACUCGUAUUUUUAAUUAUGAAGACUGAUGGGAUUUUAUUUUUAUUACUAAUUCCUAGUAUUACUUUCCUUCAGGUGACUUUUGGUGCAGAAUUGGUCAUUCAUAUCCCUGGGAAUUUAGGACAAGAUGGCGUUGUUUAUAGACUAGAUUAUUUCCCUCCAAUCGGUCAUCCGGCACCGAAUACCACCAUCGCUUCCAAAGAUAUUAGAGAUGUCAUUAAAUUUUCUCAAGCUCUACCUGGAACUAAGUAUGACUUCUGGUUGUAUUAUUCUAAUGCUACGCACAACAUGCUAACUUGGACUGCCAAUUUUACAACAGUACCUGAUCCACCUUCCGGCCUAUCGGUAGACGUCAGAAGUGGAAAAACCGCCAUUAUAUCAUGGGAAUCUCCUACCCAGGGGAGCUUCACUAGUUUUAAACUCAAGAUAAAUCCUCUAGUUCACAUUUCGGAACAAAAACAACAACCUAUUAUCAUCGAUAACGUAGAUAACAACAUGUACGUUUUAAAGGAUCUCGUACCAGGAGCUACGUAUCAAGUACAAGCGUUCACAGUUUUCGAAAACAAAGAAAGCGUCGCAUACACUUCCAGAAAUUUCACUACAAAACCUAACACACCGGGAAAAUUCAUAGUAUGGUUCAGGAACGAAACUACCUUACUAGUUUUAUGGCAACCCCCUUAUCCGGCAGCUAUUUAUUCCCACUACAAAGUAUCCAUAGAUCCACCAGAUGCGAACGAUAGUGUUCUUUAUGUAGAAAAAGAAGGAGAACCUCCUGGACCUGCACAGGCGGCUUUUAAAGGAUUAAUACCGGGUAGAGCUUAUAAUAUUUCCGUACAAACUAUGUCAGAAGAUGAAAUUUCCACACCUACCACUGCUCAGUAUAGGACAGUGCCUUUAAAACCACAAAGAAUUUACUUCGACAGGGAUAAGAUUACAUCCCAUUCGUUUGUCGUACAUUGGGAUCCUCCUAGUGGGAAAAGUGAAUUCGACAAGUAUCAAAUAUCGUUGGGAACCGUACGGAAGCCGCCCCCGGUUCCAAGAUCGAAAGAAGACUUGACAUUUUGGGAAUUUAAAGAUAAUUUAGAACCUGGUAAAACCUAUUCCGUUGUAGUUAAAACAGUAUCAGGCAAGGUGACAUCGUGGCCGGUCAGCAGUGAGGUGACGUUAAAACCACUACCAGUGAAAUAUUUACGAACAACUACCGAUCCAAAAACUGGUACGGUUAGUAUCUUCUGGAGUCCCGAUCCGGCUAGUACACAAGAAGGAUAUUUGGUAUCGUAUCAUGAAGCAGAAAGUACAACGGGCGAUAGUAACACCAUUACUACAAAUCAAACGGAAAUAAGUCUGGAAGCUUUAUUGCCCGGUAGAAAUUAUUCAUUGACAAUUCAAACUGUCUCUAAAGAUCAACUGUCAACAGAAGAAUCACUUUAUGUGGCGACCAAACCUAGCGCACCUGUUAUAGAAGAUCUUAGACCGAUGAUCGACGGUCUUAACAUUAGCUGGAAAUCUGAUGUCAAUUCAAAACAAGAUAAAUUCGAAAUUCAAUGGAUAAGAAACGAUACGCACGAAAGAAAUAUUAGAACGAGCUACGAAUCAAAGAUAAUAUUGAGUCAUCUUUAUCCGGGUGCUGGAUAUCUGGUUAAAGUGUUUGCAAUAUCACACGGUUUGAAAAGUGAACCGCAUGAAUAUUUUCAACCUGUAUUUCCGAGACCUCCCAGGAACAUGUCUAUCGAAAAUACGAAUACAACAACUAAUUCGGUGAUCGUUCAAUGGUCAGCUCCGACAGAUUCCUUAAUAUCCGAAUACGCGAUACGUUAUAGGACCGAAAGUGAUAACCAAUGGGUUAGACUACCUGCCGUCCAAAAUACCGAAGCCGAAGUGGCCGACAUGACACCAGGAGAACGGUACACAAUCCAAGUGAAUACAGUGAGUUACGGUUUGGAAAGUAACGAACCGCAACAAUUAAAUUAUACAGUCAGACCGAAUCCAGUGUCGAAUAUUAAUCCUGUAGUGGAUUCGAACAAUGUAACAUUGGUAUGGCCUAGACCGGAUGGUAGAGUCGAUGUUUACAUUGUCAAAUGGCGUGAAUCUAUUAAUCCAACGAAUACGAAUAAACAAAAUAUCAAUCAAACUCAAAAUGGAACUGGUCCUAUUAGAAUGUUGAUAAACGAUUUAAUGCCUGGUGUCGAAUACACUUUUGAAAUUCGAGCCAUUUCCAACGAUUUAGAAAGCGAAACAACCGUCGUAAAAGCACGUACAAUGCCAUUGAUUCAAUCGGAAGUAGUAGUUGUAAAUAAUCAACAAUCAACUGAUACGAUCAGUCUCAGAUAUACGCCGACGCCUAUUAGUAUUUCUAGAUUCGAUACUUAUAAAUUUUCAUUGUCUGAUCCGACUAUUCCGGAUAAAGAAAAAUCCGCCAACGAUUCGGAUAGAUUCGUUACUUUCACCGGACUGGUUCCUGGUAGAUUAUAUAACAUCACAGUAUGGACUCUUUCAGAGGAUGUACCGAGUCAACCAUUGCAAAGGCAGGAUAGAUUGUAUCCUGAACCGAUAACUGGCAUUAACUCGACGUAUAUCUCCAAUACUGAAGUAACUUUAACUUGGUCUUUACCUCACGGAGAAUUUAACGCUUUCGAAGUACAAUAUUUAACUACGGAAAAUAUUUUCAUUCAAAAUCUGACUACGCACAAUUCUAUAACAAUAAACGAUUUAAAACCCCAUAGGAAUUAUACAUUUACCGUUAUUGUAAGAAGUGGUACAGAAUCUAGUAUAUUAAGAAGAUCUUUGCCGGUUUCAGCUAUUUUUACCACUAAAGAAUCGGUACCGGGAAAAGUAGAAAAAUUCGAACCCGUCGAUAUUCAACCAGGAGAAAUACAUUUUGAAUGGGCCCUACCAAUGACCGAACAAAACGGCGUUAUAAGAAAAUUCACGAUAACGUAUGGCCUAGAGGGAUCUUCUCACAAACUUUCCCAAGAUUUUUCUCCCAAUCAAUUUAGAGGAACGAUAAAACAGUUAGAACCGGGAAAAACUUACGUUUUUUACAUACAAGCGCAAACGAAAGUUGGUUUCGGUCCGGAAAAUUCGUGGAAACAAAAAAUGCCUAUAACCGCACCUCCCGAACCACCUCCACAAGUCGUGCCAACUGAAGUGUGUAAAAGUCCGACAUCGAUUCAGAUACGAUUCAGAAAGAACUAUUUUAGUGACGUCAACGGACCGGUUAUCUCGUAUGCCAUCAUCGUAGCAGAAGAUGAUUCCAAAAAUGCUUCCGGUUUAGAAAUGCCUAGUUGGAGAGACGUCCAAGCUUAUUCAGUUUGGCCCCCUUAUCAAGUUAACGAACCUUAUUACCCGUUCGUGAAUAGUUCUCUUUUGGUUGAAGAUUUUACAAUCGGCGGACAAUCGUGUGAUAUAAGACAAGUAGGUUAUUGUAAUGGCCCUUUGAAAUCGGGAGCUACGUAUAAAGUUAAGAUAAGGGCGUUUACGGCAACAGAUAAAUUCACCGAUACCAGUUACAGUUUUCCAAUUCAAACAGAUCAAGAUAAUACGCCGAUCGUCCUUGGCGUUAUAAUUCCUGUUGUUCUCAUCACUUUACUAUUCAUAACUGUUAUCGUUAUUAGGAGGAAAAGGGCGGCCGGGAAAAGAAAAGCGACAGAGGCUCGCACGAAUGACAGUAUGUCGUUACCAGAUUCAGUUAUCGAGACCAGUAGACCUGUUAGGAUUGAAAAUUUCGCGAAUCAUUAUAGGAUCAUGUCCGCAGAUUCGGACUUCCGAUUCAGUGAAGAAUUUGAAGAACUCAAACACGUCGGACGGGACCAACCUUGCACUUUUGCCGAUUUACCUUGCAACCGACCGAAAAAUAGAUUCACAAAUAUUUUACCAUACGAUCAUUCCAGAUUUAAACUUCAACCUGUAGAUGAUGAAGAAGGAUCUGAUUAUGUUAACGCAAAUUACGUGCCAGGUUACAAUUCUCCGAGAGAAUUUGUUGUUACUCAAGGUCCUUUACAUUCUACAAGGGACGAUUUUUGGCGUAUGGUGUGGGAAUCGAAUUCUAGAUCGAUUAUCAUGUUAACUCGAUGCGUGGAAAAGGGCAGAGAAAAAUGCGACCAUUAUUGGCCUUAUGACACCAUGCCAGUAUAUUAUGGCGAUAUAUCCGUACAAAUAUUAAACGAAUCACGGUAUCCUGAUUGGAAUGUGUCCGAAUUCAUGGUGUGCCGAGGCGAGACGCAAAGGAUUGUACGACAUUUUCACUUCACCACUUGGCCGGACUUUGGAGUACCUAAUCCGCCUCAUACGUUAGUUAGGUUCGUUAGAGCGUUUAGAGAGAAGGUACCGCCGGAUCAGAGACCAAUUGUUGUUCACUGCAGCGCUGGCGUUGGUCGAUCGGGAACUUUUAUAUGUUUAGAUCGUAUACUCCAACAAAUUUUAAAGAGCGACUACGUCGAUAUAUUCGGUAUAGUUUACGCCAUGAGAAAAGAGAGAGUAUGGAUGGUUCAAACUGAACAACAAUAUAUCUGCAUACAUCAGUGCCUUUUGGCCGUAUUAGAAGGUAUAGAUUUAUCUUCUUCACCCAGAGAGAUACAUGAGAAUCAAGGAUUUGAAGAUGACGAAGGAAUAGCUGAAUCUGGAAUGUAAGGAAAUCAGAAAUCUGGUUUGAAUUUUAACGGAAAAAAUAUGUAUAUAUAUAUAUAUUUUGUAUGCAGGUAUUACAAGUAUUUUUUAUUUCAAAUUCAAACUAAAAACAUUAGAUCUUGAAUAUUUUUAUAUGAAGCAAUUUUUAUUCAUCUUUUUUUUUAAUGUUCUCUAUUGAGAUAAUUACCAAUUACGUACGACACAUAUAAUUAUAUUGAACAAAGUUACAUUUUACUUAUAAUUGAUUAAAUUUAUUUUUAUUGUUGUUAAACGUUGUUUAUGACAUUUGAAUGAAAGAGGAGAAGCUUAUGGUCAACAUAAAUUUAUUUAUUUGAUAUAAUAAAAUUUCCAUGAUUCUGUCUUACAUAGAACACAACAUUUAUUACCCACGUCACUUCCUAUUUAAGAAGAAUGUUUGAGUCCCAUGGUGUGUUAGAGAGAGAUAUUCAGAUGUCUUAGGGUAGCAAAAUAAAAAUUAUCAUUUAUUUUCUCUCUCUUUGUCAUUUGGUCACUUUUUAACACAUUGUUAACAACUUUUGAUUGAUCAAAAGUACUUUACUUUGCUAUUGAUGUUGAUCUUAAUUUUGUCUUUAACCUUUUAUGAGACUAAAUUAGUCACCAAACCUUUUUUAACGCCAUAAUGUUCUUUAAUGUUUAUGUUUCUAUCACUAAACUGUCUUUUUUUGGUAAUUGAUGGUAAAUAGCAUGUGUUAUUUGAACGAAAGAGGAGAAGCUUGUGUGUCAACAUAAACAUAAAUGUAUCUACUUGACGUAAUAAAAUUUCCAUGAUUCUGUCUUACAUAGAACACAACAUUCAGUACCUCACGUCACUUCCUAUUUAAGAAGAAUGUUCGAGUCCCAUGGUGUGUUAGAGAGAGAUAUUCAGAUGUCUUAAGGUAGCAAAACAAAAAUUAUAAAGAAAAUAAAUUGUCAUUUAUUUUCCCUCUCUUCAUUUCUUAAUCAAAAAGAAUGAUUGUUAUUUGUCACUUUUCAACACAUUGUUAUUAACAGCUUCUGAUUGAUCAAAGAUACUUUGCUAUUGAUGUUGAUCUCAAUAUUUUUGUCUUUAACAGUUUAUGAUACUAAAUUAGUCACCAAACCUUUUUUAACGCCAUAAUGUUCUUUGAUGUUUAUGUUUUUAUCACUAAACGGUUUUUUUGUUAAUUGAUGGUAAAUAGCAUGUGUUAUUUGAACGAAAGAGGAGAAGCUUGUGUGUCAACAUAAACAUAAAUGUAUCUACUUGACGUAAUAAAAUUUCCAUGAUUCUGUCUUACAAAGAACACAACAUUCAUUACCUCACGUCACUUCCUAUUUAAGAAGAAUGUUCGAGUCUCAUGGUGUGUUAGAGAGAGAUAUUCAGAUGUCUUAAGGUAGCAAAACAAAAAUUAUAAAGAAAAUAAAUUGUCAUUUAUUUUCCCUCUCUUCAUUUCUUAAUCAAAAAGAAUGAUUGUUAUUUGUUACUUUUCAACACAUUGUUAUUAACAGCUUCUGAUUGAUCAAAGGUACUUUGCUAUUGAUGUUGAUCUCAAUAUUUUUGUCUUUAACAGUUUAUGAUACUAAAUUAGUCACGAAACCUUUUUUAACGCCAUAAUGUUUUUUUUGUUAAUUGGUGGUAAAUAGCAUGUGUUAUUUGAUUGAAAGACGAGAAGCUUGUGGUCAACAUAAAUGUAUCUACUCCACAUAAUAAAAUUUCCAUGAUUCUGUCUUACAUAGAACACAACAUUCAUUACCUACGUCACUUCCUAUUUAAGAAGAAUGUUUGCGUCCCAUGGUGUAUUAGAGAGAGAGAGAGAGAGAGAGAGAGAGAUGUCUUAGGAUAUUUCACGAUUUUAUAUCUCAUUAAACUGGUUUUUUGGUUAUUGUUGCAAAUAUUUGUUGUUCACUUUUCACUGGUUUUUGAUCAUAAGCAUCCUUCUGUUAUGGAUACAAAUUUACAAAUUUUGCGGACCAUGCAAGAUAUAUGACGUUUUUAAUAUAGUUAAAAGUACUGUGAUAAUUUCUUUAAUGUUAAUAUUCGAAUGCUUCAAGUUUAUACUAACAUUUAUCCCUAUCAAGUAUUGUACUUAAUUUUAGUUUUGGUAAAUAUUUAGAAGUGGGGCUCCACCCCAAACUUACUCUAAAAAUUUUUCGCGCAUAUAGAAUUGUUUUUUAGGGCUCCGAAAGUACUUUAAAGGUGGUGGAGACGCAUAUUAUACGUUAUUGAUUACCUUAUGUAUAUUGAAUGCCCAUAAUUAUAAAAAACAAGCAAAAAUUUGUCAGCGAAGAUAAAGAAUAAAAUCACCAGAAAUCUACUAAAAUUUACUUUGAUUUAAAGUGAAGGUAGAUAGAGGACGAUUUAGCAUACAUUCCGAGGUUUUAUUGAAUUUUUAGAAAGGAGUGGGAGGUGGAUAACGAAUUAAUUUCUUCAAAAACUCAAUUGUUAGAAUAAAUAAAUUCGAAAUGACUACUGUGCCACAAUACAUGAACAAAGGAAUAUUCAAAAUGUUUGAAGAAAAACGUAAAAAGCCGAAGGGCAUGUUACAAAUUAUGUUAAAAAUAGAAAAUUUUUUUUACGAUCAACCCUUGAAGAAAAUGUUUUUUCCACCUUAACAUAACUGAUUUUACCCCUAAAAGUAUCUGAAGUGCAGCAAAAAAUUUUUGUAGUACGUUUUGGGGUGGAACCCCACUUCUAAAUAUUUACCUUAGUUUUUAAAUAAAUAUUUUAUCUAUAAA